Molecule: messenger RNA, 1113 nt
Organism: Limulus polyphemus (Atlantic horseshoe crab)
Lineage: Eukaryota; Metazoa; Arthropoda; Merostomata; Xiphosura; Limulidae
Product: TATA-binding protein-associated factor 2N-like
Exons: 1
Source: RefSeq, a predicted model, not a curated record
UAUGAUAAGGGGGGUCGUUAUUACGACAAGUAUGGCAAGGACAAGCACGGCUACUACAAGGACGGAGGACUUCAUGGAAAAAAAUACGGAUCCGACCAUUAUGGAGGCAGAGGAAACAAAGGGGGGAAAUUUGGAGGCGAUUACUAUAAAGAUUAUGGCCACAAGAAGCAUGGCUUCAAGAAUGUCUACCAUAAGGAAGAAUUUGGCGACAAGAAAUUGUAUUAUGAUGACUAUAAAGAUAAGGACUACGGUAAGAAAUACAAGGACUUCCACGACUACUAUGACCAUAAUGCAGGUAAGAAAUACAAGAAAUAUGAUGACAAAAAAUACCACGACAAAAAGAAAUACGGGGACGACUAUCACAAAUACGGAAAAGGGGGCUACGACAACUACUACGGUGGUGAUCAUAAAAAUGGCGGCAAGUAUUAUAAGGACGGCUAUGGUUACAAGCAAGGUGGAGGAGGAUAUAAGAAAGGAAGUAACAGUGGACAUCAAACUGGUGGGCAUGGUGGUGGUCACGGUGGCUAUGGAGGUGGAGGACACGGUAAGGGUGGUUAUGGCCAUGGUUACGCUGGUACUAAAAACGUGUAUUUAGUCUCAAAACAUCCUGAUGACUAUUCUAAGAGUCCUGCUGGAUACAGAAUAGUGUAUGACACGACCAAGCAAUAAACUAUCUUAUUUUAUUAUGAAUGAUAAUAUGAUAGCUUCAAAGAAUUGGAGUAAAGUGGCUAAGUCUUUGACUGCGGUAAUAUAAAAGAGGUUUAGUAAUUUUUACAGUCCAACGGGUACCUUGAAGUUUUACUUUUCUACUUAACAUGUUUGCUCGUUUAGAACUACACUUGAAACAGCUGGUUAUCUGUAAACUUUUAAAAUCUAAUUUUCUCUCGACGAUUCUCUAGCAAUAUAGCAAAGCUUUGUAUCGUAUUCUUAGCUGUAAAUUUGCAGAACAUAUUCUAUUUUGGGGUAGAUAGAGCAUUUGCUCGUUAUAUUAUGAGUAGCUGUUAGGUUUUUUAAAAGCUGUUAUUGAGAACAAUAUAUUAUGAGAAACAGCACAAUUUUAGAUUUUAUGCAAAAGUAAGUACUCAGCUUAAUGUUCGUUUUUAAACUUUUCGA